GGGGCCUUGAGUCACAGUGGCCUGGGGUGGACCCAGGCUCAGCUGUAGAGGCGGCUGCAGAGAGCUGCGGCUUUGGCCUUGCUGACUGCUCACCUGCCGGCUGGCCGGCCCUCAGGGCCACCAGGCACCGCCCGCCUUCUUCCCAGGCAAGCCAGCUUCCUGGACCAUCCGACAGGAGCUCAAGCGCUGCAGCAUGGCGCGCGGCUGCCUGCAGGGCGUCAAGUACCUCAUGUUCGCCUUCAACCUGCUCUUCUGGCUGGGCGGCUGCGGCAUCCUGGGCGUGGGCAUCUGGCUGGCGGCCACACAGGGGAACUUCGCCACCCUGUCUUCCUCCUUCCCGUCGCUGUCGGCCGCCAACCUGCUCAUCGUCACCGGCGCCUUCGUGAUGGCCAUCGGCUUUGUGGGCUGCAUCGGGGCCAUCAAGGAGAACAGAUGCCUCCUGCUCACCUUCUUCGUGGCGCUGCUACUGGUGUUCCUGCUAGAGGCCUGCAUCACCAUCCUCUUCUUCGCCUACACUGACAAGAUCGACAGGUACGCCCAGCAGGACCUGAAGAAGGGCCUGCACCUGUACGGCACCCCGGGCAACGUGGGCCUUACCAACGCCUGGAGCAUCAUCCAGACGGACUUCCGCUGCUGCGGGGUCUCCAACUACACCGACUGGUUCGAGGUCUACAACGCCACGCGUGUCCCCGACUCCUGCUGCCUGGAGUUCAGCGAGAGCUGCGGGCUGCACGCGCCCGGCACCUGGUGGAAAGCGCCGUGUUACGAGACUGUGAAGAUGUGGCUCCAGGAGAACCUGCUGGCUGUGGGCGUCUUCGGGCUGUGCACGGCCCUGGUGCAGAUCCUGGGCCUGACCUUCGCCAUGACCAUGUACUGCCAGGUGGUGAGCGCGGACACCUACUGUGCAUAGCUGCCAGCUGCCCGCCACCCUGCUUCGCCGCCAAAGGAUGUCGCCCCCCCCGGAGAUGGCCGUGCCCCCGCCUGCCUCUCCUGCCAGACCUCUCACCGGCCCGGGCCUGGGAGCCCCUGGGACUCCCGGCCUCAGCAGCGCCGUGCCCAAGCAGGCGGGGUGCUGGGCUCCGCGGGGGUUUCUGGCGCUUUUCUUGCCCGAGUGCUCUCCAGGGCAGUGUUUCCCCACCAGCCCCGUCUGGGUUGGGGUGGGAGGUGAGGGGCUCCCCGCUGGCCCUGGUGCUGGAGACGGGCCUCAGGCUGCUCCCUCACACCCUGCAGUGGGGCCGCGGCAGGCUCCAGGCACGUCUAAUAAAGUGUGGGCAGCAGUCCCCCUCCGUGUGUCUCAGUGCCUGACCCGGGGGGGGGCCACACCCAGGCGGGCCCUGGGGGCCGUGGGCCCUGCACCCACUCCCACCGCCUGCUGCUUGGAGGGGGGCUCCGGGACAGGCGCGGCCCCGCCGCCUGCACGGGUCGGCAAGGAAGCCCAGAAGGUGGGCUCCAAGCUGUGGCAGAGGGGCCCCGAGCCUUGCUGACCCACCCGUGGCCAGUGUGGCGGGCACGCCAUCUCCACGCCCCUGCUCCUGACUUGGGGGUGCUCCCCCAGCCUCAGGGCCGCCA
This is a messenger RNA of Budorcas taxicolor (takin), 1569 nucleotides long. It is a transcript of the gene TSPAN4, whose product is annotated as tetraspanin 4. Bases 194 to 910 code for a protein of 238 amino acids. The transcript is spliced from 10 exons. Gene Ontology annotation, cellular component: membrane. The record is from RefSeq and is a predicted model, not a curated record. NCBI's taxonomy places the organism in Eukaryota, Metazoa, Chordata, Mammalia, Artiodactyla, Bovidae.